Molecule: messenger RNA, 867 nt
Organism: Ramularia collo-cygni
Lineage: Eukaryota; Fungi; Ascomycota; Dothideomycetes; Mycosphaerellales; Mycosphaerellaceae
Exons: 1
Coding region: 1-867 (288 amino acids)
Molecular function (GO): metal ion binding
Source: RefSeq, a predicted model, not a curated record
AUGCUUUCCCGCACUGAGUUCCUCGCAACCGGMCUGGCGCCGGUCACCAAUACCUCUGACAUCCCUGCUGAAGGCUGCAGCAUCUGUACUGAUCCAUUCAAGGAGCCUGUGGCACUUCCCUGCAAGCACAUCUUCUGCAAAGAAUGCAUCGUCGAAUGGCUCAGCCUCCCUGUUCGAAACACCUGCCCCUUUUGCAGAGAGGAAUGCUUCACACGGACCGUGCCAGGCCCUAGAGGCCCCGUGGCUAUCCGUCGCGAACCACUAACCGCUGCGCAGACACUCACCGUCUCUCGGGCAUUAGCAAAUUCCGGAUUGACGACAGGCCAGUUCGACAUCUUCAGCGAUGACAUCAGCUGGGACACUUCUAGCAUCCAGCGAGCAACUGCUGCUGCAAAUCACUGGUUGUACGAGCAGAAUGAUGUCGUCGGACCAGCUUUCGUCAAUAAGCGUCGCUUGGGUACCGACAUCAUCGCCAUGGGAAACUUGAUUCGAGCAUACGCCAGCGCUGCUGGCAGGCCUUACAGCGCCGGGCAAGUCGGUGAGUGGCGAAUCGUAAUUGACGUCUUGUACAGAUCUAUCGAAGCCAGAAAUGGUUCAUCCGAGGACGCCAUGAUUCUGACUUGGCUGCUCAACAGUGACGUACGGCUUGGGCUGCUGCGGGCUGUUGGAACACAGCGUUCCAGCACCUUCGUUGAAGAUCAAGGAGCUGAGACUCCAUCCGGUGAUAUCAAUCGCUUGAUCAACUACGUUGCUUUUAGAGCUUCGGAGGAAGAAUCUCGUCGUCGGCAGAGACGCCAGGAUAUCAGGGAUGAGCCGAACCCGUUCGCUAGAGUAGGUAUGCGCGUGCAGAACAUCUUUCGUGGUUGA